AAUAUUGUCAUAGUUAAGUCGCGGGUAUGGCUAUUCUCUCAGGUUUCUCUCUGACGUAUAUAUCCUUUAUCCACGGCAUGAUCGUCACGUUAUAACCUUUGCGGUGCAAUAGGAGUCUCUUCCUAUCGUCAGCCAACGUCAUCGAAAUCGUGUGCGAUUUAGCAUGAGCGCGGCAAUAAACAUCGCCAGUCCGGAAAUCAGUGUUGUACGAUGAGACGUGGCCCUACAUCGGUGACUUCGUAAUUAUCCUCGACAUUACUCGUUAUCGCGAAUCGCUACAAGAUGUAUUUAUCGCAUUUCCUCGUGAGCACGCUGUUAUGUGUGUUUUCGUUGGUUCACGGGAGCGAGCUCGACUACGACGGCUGGUUACAGCUGAGGUUAUGGCACGCGUUCAACGACGAGCCGAUGGCCGUAUUCACGGAGCGCGGCAACAUUACUGUGUCCAGCGUGCGUAGCGGUGCGUCCGUUGUCGGUCAGAACGGUCUGUUGCCCGUCGAGAUAAACGCGCUAAAAGCUCUCGCCAAAAACGACGGCAAGUACAGGUUGAAGGCAUUGGCGCGUACCUCUUCCGGGAGCGAGAUCACCUUCCUCACGGCGGUGCCAGCGUGCUACCUGCUUGGUUCCGAUUUAGAAGACGUCAUAACGAUAUGGUUGGAUAGCGCGGCGGAGCCGGUAGCUGUGAGCAUAUCAUCUUCGGGUCCUUGUAUAUUUGAUAAUCCUUUCACAAAUAUGUGGACGACUAAUGUCAUGGUCAGAUAUCCAGAUGGUGGUCCAGUUCCAGAUACAGCUACGUACAUUCAGAAACUUGAACGAGAACGGGAAGCUAGAGAGAGAGGAGAGACCAAAGAUAAUCGUUCAUUCUUUGCAAAAUAUUGGAUGUACAUUGUGCCAGCAUUGAUCUUUUUACUUCUGACAUCCGCAACGAAUCCGGAAACUGCUACAGGGGCAAGUGCACAAAGACAAUGAUUUGCUAACAGAAAUAAUUUCAUUGUACCUGCAUGUGCAUUGUGUCCUAGUGUUAAAGGGAGAUCUUAUGGAAGUUGUCCAAAUUUAUAGUAUAAUUUCAUAAUCAGAUAGCGCGAUAUAAUAAUAUAAUUAAUAAUAAUUAUAAGUAUUGCUAUAAUAAUUACACUUCUGAUAAAAUAAACAAACUGAAUAAAUAGUUUAAGUAAA
Messenger RNA from Odontomachus brunneus, 1173 nucleotides. It is a transcript of the gene EMC10, whose product is annotated as ER membrane protein complex subunit 10. The transcript is spliced from 4 exons. The record is from RefSeq and is a predicted model, not a curated record. Bases 283 to 966 code for a protein of 227 amino acids. Gene Ontology annotation, cellular component: EMC complex. NCBI's taxonomy places the organism in Eukaryota, Metazoa, Arthropoda, Insecta, Hymenoptera, Formicidae.